Danaus chrysippus (African queen) is the source of this 531-nucleotide messenger RNA. NCBI's taxonomy places the organism in Eukaryota, Metazoa, Arthropoda, Insecta, Lepidoptera, Nymphalidae. The record is from the annotation of a GenBank genome assembly.
AUGUCGGAGACAGUUUUGUCGAGAUUUAAAGAGAUUUGUCGCUGUUGUCAUUCAGAAGGAAGUUUUAAAUCUCUUAAAGAAUCGUACAGGUUCAGAGGAAAGAUAGAAAUGUACAGCGACAUGCUGACGGAGACCUUUGGAUUAAAGUUAAAUCCAGAAACACUUGAAGUUGGCUGUAAUAUUUGUGAUGAUUGUGUUGUAAGGCUCCGAGAUUCAACCAGAUUUAAGAAUCAAGUAGAAGCUUGUGAAGAAAUGUUCAAUCAGAUUUAUGCACAGUAUUAUAAAAAUAUUAAAGUGGAAGUGGAUGAUGACAGUGAUUUUGAAGUUAAAAAUGAAGUUGAAGCAGCAAAUGAAGUUGAAUUAAAUGAAGUGAACUAUUCAAGUGAUGUUAGUAUCAAGCAUGAAUUUGUUAAUGAUGAUAGUUGUGGUGAUAUUGAUAUAGUGAAACACGAAGUUUCAUAUUCUGUUGACGACGAAAAUGUAUGGAAUGUGGGAAAUGGGGAUCAUUUUGAAAAAGAUAAAGGUGGGUAA